CCUUCGUCGAAGUGUAUGGCCACACUUGCAUUAACUGGAUCAGCUGGCUUGUCAGCCAAUCAGGAUGAACAGGUUCUCGUAGAUGCGCUUCCAUAUCUUGAUACUGAAUACAACGAUGCAGACCGUCAGACUGCCCUGAGAUUGAUUGAUCAAGAAUGCAAGAACUACCUGAAACACUUACCCGUACCGGAUUUCGAUGUUUUCCUUACUCCGGCUAUGCUCAAAGAACAGGCGAGGAUGUCUAAGAAGCAGGAAAUGCCAAAGCUGGAUAUGAGUCGAUGUGAAUUACCUUGUCCAUCCGGCACAUCACGAGCCAUAAAAAACGCGAAAGCCCAAAAUGAACAUCUUGUGAUGAGGCAAAUAAAUCUUGAGCUGAUGGAGGAGUACGCAGCUGAAACGUAUCUGCGACGGAACAAGGAACUGGAGCAGCUUUGCACUGAAGCGGAACGAGAGCUCAGACGUACUAAGGAACAGGUGAUGGAGAUUCAUGCUCGCCGUAAAAUGGCUCAAUUAGAAGCUGGACGUCAGUUAAGAGAUCUCGAGGGCAGUUGGGUAGCUAUGGUCACGAACAAUUACAGGAUGGAGCUAGCUAAUAAUCAGUUGGCAGCUGAGAAUGCGCAGAUGGCCAAGAGACUACGACUUGAUCCCGCAGCAAUUGAUAAGCUUAGCUAA
This is a messenger RNA of Haemonchus placei, 672 nucleotides long. The record is from the annotation of a GenBank genome assembly. Lineage: Eukaryota; Metazoa; Nematoda; Chromadorea; Rhabditida; Trichostrongylidae.